Molecule: messenger RNA, 981 nt
Organism: Dichotomopilus funicola
Lineage: Eukaryota; Fungi; Ascomycota; Sordariomycetes; Sordariales; Chaetomiaceae
Exons: 2
Coding region: 1-981 (326 amino acids)
Molecular function (GO): 4-hydroxy-tetrahydrodipicolinate synthase activity
Source: RefSeq, a predicted model, not a curated record
AUGUCAUCCCCCCCUUUCCCCGUCCCCCCCUCCGGCGUCUGGGUCCCCUCAGUAACCCUCUUCAACCACCAAACUGACACCCCCGACCUCCCCUCCCAAGCGCGCUACUUCAGCUACCUCGGCGCACCCACCACCGGUCUCGCGGGUCUCCUCAUCCUCGGCACCAACGCCGAGCCCUUCCUCCUCACCCGCGAAGAGCGCAAAGCCAUCCUGCACACGGCGCGCACCGCCCUAGGGCCCGAGUACCCCAUCAUGGCGGGCGUCGGGGGGCAUUCGACGGCGCAGGUGAAGGAGUUUGUGAGGGAUGCGGUGGAGGUUGCCGGGGUCAAGUGGGUGUUGGUGUUGCCGCCGGGGUAUUUUGGGAAGGUGGCCGGGUUGGGCGAGGUGGUGGAGGGGUUUUAUGGGGAGGUGGCGAGGUUUUGUGAGGGGUUGGGGGUUGGGGUGGUGGUGUAUAAUUUUCCGGGGGUUUGUGGGGGGGUGGAUUUGGAUAGUGAGACAAUUGCGAGACUAGCACGGAAACACCCCAACAUCGUCGGUGUCAAGCUCACCUGCGGAAGUGUGGCCAAAAUCACCCGGCUCGCGGCCGAGUUCCCGCCCGAACGCUUCGCCGUGUUUGGCGGGCAGAGCGAUUUCCUCAUCGGCGGACUGGCCGUGGGCAGCGCCGGAUGCAUCGCGGCGUUUGGGAACGUCUUCCCCAAGACCAUCUCUGAGGUGUACAGGCUGUACCAAGCGGGCAAGACGAAGGAGGCUCUGGCGCUGCACCGUGCGGCAGCCCUUGCGGAGCAGGCGUUGAAGAGUGGUGGGAUUGCGGCGACGAAGUAUGCUGCGAGCGUGUUUACCGCGCCGUUGGCUGGGGUGGAGGAUGCGGAGGACAAGAUGAGGCCGAGGAGUCCGUACUUGCCGCCUGGUGACGGGGCAAAGGAGAAAAUUAAGGAAGCGUUGGCUAAGGUGGCAGAGAUUGAGAGGAUUAUUGUGAGGUGA